Molecule: messenger RNA, 1419 nt
Organism: Gavialis gangeticus (Gharial)
Lineage: Eukaryota; Metazoa; Chordata; Crocodylia; Gavialidae
Exons: 2
Coding region: 80-811 (243 amino acids)
Source: RefSeq, a predicted model, not a curated record
AUAUAUAUACAAAUCAGGAAGCAAUUAAAGGGGAACAGCAUAUUUUAGCAGAGCUACAACUCAUUCACAGAGUGCCCUGAUGGAGGAAACUAGCCUUGGCUGUGUUUGCCAGCAAAAGAUAUGUUCCUUAAUUAAUAUUUUCAUGAAGAGGGACCACAUGAGAGAUCUCAGAAGAUACCUGGUACUCAAAUAUAUCCAGUACUUAGUCUUGCCUUCUUCGAAUACUCUCCUCACACUUUUGGGAUUGUUGGGCAGCCUAUAUACAACACUCAUCUUGAAGUCUCCAAAUAUUUCAUACAAAUGCACUGUUGUUUUUAUUUCAGAUCUAGCGAAAGCAGACAGUCUCGUUUUUGUUAGCAUGGUUUCCAAAGGGAUCGUACAGACAUUUGAUGCUCAAAUCCUACCUGCAACUUUUACAACAACCCUGUUGCAGAAUUUCCUUACUGCAAACACACAUAUUAGUUACAUGCUGCUAAGCUGCGUUGCUUGUGAGGCACUUUUGAUAACCCUGUUUCCAGUAGAAUCUCGCCAUAUAAGAACGGUGAAGCAUGCCAGACAGACAUCUAAUAUAAUAUGGAGUUUAGUAAUUGCAGAGUGCAUCAUAUUUCAGAUGGAAGGAUUCCAAGAAGAUGACAUUGCCUCUUUUGGCAUCAACCGUCAAUAUAUUUGGUUGUUCCAGUUCUCUUACAUGGCAGCAUCUCUCCUCAGAUCACUUACUUCCUUCAUAGGGUUGUCUUUAAGGAUCAUCAAUGUAUACAUUUAUUACAAAAUAUUUUUUAAUGCAUCUAACACAGGAGGCAGCAAAACUUGACUCGCAGGCCAUAUCUGGCCCUCAGAUGAUUCUAUCUAGCGCAUGAGCAGGUGUCAUGGGUGGUGGCUCUGACUCCAGCUUCUGCUGGUGCCACAGGGGACACUGAGAGGAAGCAGCCCUGCCUGUCUGCCUAGCUCUAUGUGACAGGUCCUGGGCAAGCUGUGCUUGGGCCCCAGCACCCACUUUAGGCUGGUCUGGUGGUGCCCCACCUGCCUGCAGCUCAGAGCUGGUGAGAGCCAUCCUGGGCACUAGGGCCCUGUGGUGGGUACUCCAUAUCUGUGCCUGGAGGUGGUGAGCUUCCCUGGCCUCACGUUGCCCUGUGCAGCACUGCAGUCUGGCCAGGCCACUUGCUGCCUCCUGACUACAGCCAGCAAGGCUCCUGUCCCAUCUGCCCUAGUGAGGCUUCCCCCAGCACCCUGGGCCUAGGGCUAGGGCUGGGGCUCCUCCUGGGAGAAAGGGGAUCCCUGAGCUGCAGGUGGGCACAGGCUUCAUGGCCUUUGUGGGGAGCUGGAGUAGGCUGGAGGGGGCUGCUGGGCUUCCUUGGGCUUUGUGGGGGUAAGUGUAGGCAGGAAGGGGUGGGGGACAAGUGGGCUUGGGGUGCUGGUUCU